CGGCGCGGUGGCUGCGAGCGGCGGGGCCCCGCUCCGCUCCGCUCCGGUACCGGCCCCGGUACCGGCCCCGGCCCCCGCCCGCCGCACCCCCGCCAGCAAGGUGGCACUUGGCUUGCUGCCAUCAGUAGGCUUCAGGGGUAACGCCGCUGCCUGAGCAGCCCGGCGGCGCGGUGAGGGGCUGUGGGGGAGCUCUUCUCUCCCCCAGAAAGUGCCAUGGACCCCCCUGGACCCCCCCACGCCACCUAGAUAUACCUCCAGCCAGCACCGGCAGCCCCUCGGCCACUGCACCCUCAGGGCAGCAGGAUGGCCCAGCAGCGCCACACCAUCCCCCCACCACUCAAGACGGAGGAGGACUACAUCCCCUACCCCAGCGUGCAUGAGGUGCUGGGCCGAGAGGGGCCGUUUCCCCUCAUCCUCCUGCCGCAGUUUGGGGGUUACUGGAUCGAGGGCACCAACCACCAGCUAAGCGGGGCACCCGAGGGCCCCCCUACCCCAGCACCCGGCAGCCGGGCAAGGCUUGAGGGCAACCACACGGCCAAGAUCUACCGCAAGCACUUUUUGGGCAAGGAGCACUUCAACUACUACUCCCUGGACCCCACUCUGGGCCACCUCGUCUUCUCCCUCAAGUAUGAUGAGCAGGAGCACCUCCACCUGCUGCUGCGUACCCGCACCCGCACCCUGCAUGACGUGGUGCCCAUUUCCUGCCUGGCCGAGUUCCCCAACGUGGUGCAGAUGGCCAAGCUGGUGUGCGAGGAUAUCAAUGUGGAUCGGUUCUACCCUGUGCUCUAUCCCAAGGCAUCCCGCCUCAUCCUCGCCUUUGAUGAGCACGUGCUCAGCAACCACUUCAAAUUUGGGGUCAUCUACCAAAAGCUGGGGCAGACCUCCGAGGAGGAGCUUUUUGGCACCACGGAGGAGAGCCCGGCGUUUGCCGAAUUCCUCGACGUCCUGGGUCAACGGGUGCAGCUGCGGGACUUCAAGGGGUUUCGGGGAGGGCUGGAUGUGACCCACGGGCAGACGGGCAGCGAGUCGGUGUACUGCCACUUCCGUGACAAGGAGAUCAUGUUCCACGUCUCCACCAAGCUGCCCUACACCGAGGGGGAUGCCCAGCAGCUGCAGCGGAAGCGUCAUAUCGGCAAUGACAUCGUGGCCAUCGUCUUCCAGGACGAGAACACCCCCUUCGUCCCUGACAUGAUCGCCUCCAACUUCCUCCACGCCUUUGUGGUGGUGCAGCUGGAGCAGGGUGGCCCCCAGGGCACCCUCUACAAGGUCUCUGUCACCGCCCGUGACGAUGUGCCCUUCUUCGGCCCGCCGCUGCCUGACCCUGCUGUCUUCAGGAAGGGCCCAGAGUUCCAGGAGUUCCUGCUGACAAAGCUCAUCAACGCCGAGUACGCCUGCUACAAGGCCGAGAAGUUCGCCAAGCUGGAGGAGCGGACGCGGGCGGCGCUGCUGGAGACGCUGCACGAGGAGCUGCAGGCCCGCAGCCAGGCCAUGCUGGGGCUGGGCCCCGACGACGAUCGCCCUGACAACGGCGCCGCCGCCCCCGGUUUCUUCGAGUCCUUCAAGCGGGCGCUGCGGGGCCGCAGCCCCUCCCUGGAGGCCGUGGGGCUGGGACCCCGCCGGGCCCCCCCACCGCCCUCCCCCAACGCCGCCAACGCCGCCGCCAACGCCGCCGCCGGACCCCCCGACGGCGCCGCGGGGCCCGCCAGCUCGCUGCUGGUGCCCGGGAGCCGGCGGGGACGCCGCGGCAGCGCCAUCGGGCUGGGCUCGGUGGAAGAGGCGCUGCUGGUGCCCGGGAAGAGUCCGUCGCGGCGGCGGCCCGGGCCGCUCGGCUCCCGCCGCUCCAGCGCCAUCGGUAUCGAGAGCAUCCAGGAGGCGCCGGCCGGCAGGGACGGCCCCGCCGCCGCCCCCGAGGGCGCCUGCUCCGCACACAGCUCCCCCGAGAGCCGCCGGCACCCCGGCAGGGCUGAGAAGCCGGAGCCGCCGGAUUUCUCCCGCUCCUCCUCCAGCGCCAGCAGCUUUGGCAGUGCCAGCGAGGAGCCCAGCGAGCCGGGCAGGGAGAGCCGCUCGCCCUUGGGGACCCACUGUGACGCCUUCACUGACACCCCCUGGCCGGAUGACCCCCCCGGGACCCCCCCAGGCCGCCGCCCCCCUGACCCCCCCUGCCCCGAGAUCAAAAUCCAGCUGGAGCAGCCCCCCCAUAACCCGGGCUCAUAGUCACCUCCCCCAUCCCCGGGGGUGGGGGUCACUCCUUUGUGUCCCCCCUGCGUGCCACCCCCGUGCCAGGAGCUGAAGCCAUCAUCCCCGGUGCACGAUUUGGGGGGACCCUCCCAAAAAUGGGGGUGUCCCCUCCUCCAGACAAUCUCCGUCACCCCAAGUACCCCUUGGGGGGGGUGAUGCACCGCGAAGGGCCCACCCCCCCCCACUGUGACCCCAAUGUCGCACAGGAGGUGCUCCCCCAAAACGCAGAGUGGGUCCAAUCCGAGCAUCACCCCCUCCCUAAAAAAAAAGGGGGGCUCAAAUCCAGGGCAAAUCAAAAGUGGGGCUCCCCUUGCCCCCCCCCUUUUAUUUUAAGGGGAAAAAACUCUGGAAUGGGUCAGAUGCUGGAAUUGGGGGGGGGGAUUAUUUUUUCAAGCUCCCCCAAAUCGUGUUUGUGUUUCCCAUGUGUCCUGUAUAAAAUAAAGGUUUAUUUAUCGCU
Molecule: messenger RNA, 2695 nt
Organism: Falco peregrinus (peregrine falcon)
Lineage: Eukaryota; Metazoa; Chordata; Aves; Falconiformes; Falconidae
Gene: RAP1GAP
Product: RAP1 GTPase activating protein
Exons: 23
Coding region: 304-2214 (636 amino acids)
Biological process (GO): regulation of small GTPase mediated signal transduction; activation of GTPase activity
Cellular component (GO): membrane; cytoplasm
Molecular function (GO): GTPase activator activity
Source: RefSeq, a predicted model, not a curated record